AAAACGUUUGUUUGGAGUAGCCGGGUGAGGAUAAAGGACUGCUGCUGCUUUGCAAACCAAGUCAGGUGCUGCGCAGUAGUGGAAGAAUUAUUUUUAUAAGUCGUAAUUUGAGGCCAUUUGUUUUGAGGACAGCUGCUCUGGUGCCUCUGUGUAGUGGCCCACUCAGUGGAUGUAUUCUGGCCCUCAUUAGGAGGUGAGCCUGGAUACGGUGGAUUUGAAUACGAUAUUUUAAAUUUUUUGGCUGAUUUAGGCCACCGUUUCAGAAAAGGAGUUUCCAAAUUGCCCUCUCCCAUGACUUGUUGAAAAGUAGGCGCUCUGCUUCCCCGUGGUGGUGUAAAGAAGGCUGGGAUGUGCUGGAGACCAAAUGAGCUUUGUGGCAGUUUGCAGUCCUGCAGCCUGUGUAGACAUUUGUGAGGUGGAGAUGUGGAAAUGCAGUGCAGCUGAAUAUUCCACAUAUUAAUUAAGCUUAGAGAGUAGUGGAUAUUCUUGGCAAACUGGAAAAUCCAUGACUGAUUUCCAUUCUGAUCAGUGGACCAGUCAAAAUGGCUGAAGUAACCAAGACAGAAGAACAGCAAGUAGAGAAGAGUUUGGAUGGAGAAGUGGAGAAAACACCUCAUGCUUCAGAGUCAGCUUCAGGUGUCGGGUGUGAAGACAAUAGUUCUGCUUCAGGUACAGAGCAGUCCACUGAAAAUGAAAAAGAAGUUGAUAGUGGUAAUCAGGAGUGCAGAGCAAAAAGGAAGAAUUUAGAUUCUGAAGAUGAACCUUCUAAGAAAGUACAUGUGAUUGGCCAUGGGCAAGCUGUAGCUGCACAUUAUAAUGAACUUCAAGAAGUUGGAUUGGAAAAACGUAGCCAGUCUCGCAUAUUCUACCUCCGAAACUUUAAUAAUUGGACAAAGAGUGUCCUCAUUGGUGAAUUCAUAGACCGGGUACGACAGAAGAAGAAUGAUAUAACUGUUCUGGAUCUAGGAUGUGGGAAAGGUGGAGACUUACUGAAAUGGAAGAAAGGCAGAAUUAAAAAACUCGUCUGUACUGACAUUGCUGACAUUUCUGUGCAACAAUGCAAGCAUCGCUAUGAAGAAAUGAAAUCCCGAUGUCGGUACAAUGAACAUAUUUUUGAUGCAGAAUUCAUACAAGCAGAUAGUACCAAGGAUCUCUUGUCUUCCAAGUACAGUGAUCCAGAUAUGCGCUUUGACAUUUGCAGUUGUCAAUUUGUUUACCAUUAUUCAUUUGAGACGUAUGAGCAGGCUGACAUGAUGCUUAAAAAUGCUUGUGGGAACCUCUCUCCUGGAGGUUAUUUCAUUGGCACAACUCCAAAUAGCUUUGAACUUGUAAAGAGACUUGAAGCUUCAGAAACAAAUUCAUUUGGGAACGAUGUGUACAAUGUAAAAUUUGAAAAGAAGGGAGAGUAUCCCUUAUUUGGCUGCAAGUAUGAUUUUCACUUGGAAGAAGUGGUUGAUGUCCCUGAGUUUUUGGUUUACUUUCCCUUACUGGAAGAAAUGGCAAAGAAGCAUGGCAUGAAAUUAGUCUACAAAAUGACAUUUCGGGAAUUCUAUGAAGAAAAAAUUAAGAAUGAGGAGCAUAAAAUGCUGUUGAGGAGAAUGCAGGCCUUGGAGCCAUAUUCUACACUUGGCGAUUCCAGGCUUGUUUCUGAUAAACCUGAUGAUUAUGAGCAUGCAAAAGAGUUUAUCAAAGAUGGCAAGGCAAAGUUACCAUUGGUAUUUACUUGGUAUUUGCAUUUGAGAAGCAACCAUGAAACUUCACUUACUGGAUGCAGCAAGAAGAGAUCAUAUCCAUGUGCAAGUUGGAAUGAUCAGAAAUCCAUGGUGGCAACUAUUUUUUUAUUUUUUAUUUUUUAAUUAUCAGACGUGUGCAGGACACUACCAAAACCUAGGGGAAGCUCAUGAUUCAGAGUUACAUUGCCUGUCUGUGACAGAUGGACUUCUGUGUGUAUAUAUAAGAAAGAUUCUGAACCAGUCUUUUUAAGCAUUUGUAAGCAAUCUGCAUGCUCUCAAAACCUGUGUUUGAACUCACAUAACUUUGUUAGAAAGAAAUGUUUCGUUUGUAGAAGUACGUUUGUGAUUAUGAGCCUGACCCUGCACUUUCUGAAGUUGAUGGAAGAAUAUUGACUUUGAUAAUGCAGAAUGAGGGCCUAAAUAGUGUUCUGCAGAGCUCAGUUAAGUCAUAAGAUCUAUACAGCAUAGAGGGUAUGUCUACAUUGCAUGCAGAACAAAAAAAAAUACCUGAGUCAGUUUGAGAACCUCUGUGCUGUGCUCAAGCCUGCAUUGUAAAUCUACCUUAGAGGUAUUCAUGGUGUAGUUUACAUGGUAAAAUCCCAUGAUGUUCUUUUUUUUCCUGCUUGCUGAUACGUAGUGUCACUUCAUGGUGCUUUUGAGAUUAAAUAAGUUUGUUCUGUACAAAACUGCUCUGAAAGUACUCAAUUUCUAAUGCUUCAAAUCUCUACUUUGUUUUCCAAAUAUGGCUGUGUGGUUAUCAGUAACAGCUGCUUAAGUUGGAUUACUGAACAUUUUUUUAUUGUAUUAAAGACUCUCCUGACUUUUCAAUAGUUUUAGUGGUUCUUGAAACUUACUAGAUAGAUCUUAGGAUGCCUUUCUUUCUUGUUUAAUAGAAUUCCAAAUGGGCUUGGCAGUAGGAUGAGCUGUUGGUGGUGAUGGGGACCUCAUUGCAGUCAUAUGGCAUUAAAAACAUGGUCAUGUAAUGGAUCAUGAACCAAAAGGGGAGCCUGUGUAAUAUUUGAGGAUACCAGCAGUUCCCUCAGGAAGGGAGGUUGGUGUAUGUGCAUACACAUUCUUGUACCUAUGGGUAACAAUCCCCAAAUUAAAGCCACAUAUUUUGUUUGGGAAUGCAAUUAAAUUAUACCAGUAGGCAGAACUGUGCCUAAGUACCAUCAUAACUGCUUGUUAAUCUCUUAGAGCUGGCAUAGGGAUUUCUGUACAGUGUUUGCUCGACUUUCCAUAUGCUUGUAGCCACCCAUUACUGAGAAGGCCUGAAUACUUCAUGUUUUUCCUCUCCCAUUUUGGGCUAACAGUAGCUGAUGGCUGCUGUUGGCUAAUAGAUUUGACAUAGAGAUGAAAUGAUGAUGGUACGUGAGUAUUUUGAAACGUUAUAGCAAACCUAGAAGAGAACAUUUCUGUUAAAACUUACAUGUUCAAAUUAUAUGAGUUUUUAGUUGUAUUGCUUUCCCCCUGUAAUUGGGUUCUACUCUUUCCUUCACGACUCCUAUUUUUUUUAUUGUCUAGGAGAACACCUGUAAUGUUCACUGAAGCAGUAGAAUAUGUCAGUUCUGCUGCUGAAAUUAAGAUAAAAUGUUCUUGUCUGCUAGAAUUAGUACUCAUGAAACUAGCUAAAAAUGAUGACUCUUUAGAAGUACAGAAAUGUUUCUUUGAAAUUUGUGUGCAUCAAAGCUAGUUUUGUUGGAUUUCUUGUAUCAAAUUUCAUUUGAAAAUACAUUGUUAUGCUAUUUUUGGAAGAAAUAAGAAAAAUAAAAACAGAGGGAAUAUG
Parus major (Great Tit) is the source of this 3519-nucleotide messenger RNA. RefSeq names its product RNA guanine-7 methyltransferase (gene RNMT). Gene Ontology annotation, cellular component: nucleus. The coding region runs from base 543 to 1856 and encodes 437 amino acids. NCBI's taxonomy places the organism in Eukaryota, Metazoa, Chordata, Aves, Passeriformes, Paridae. Gene Ontology annotation, biological process: 7-methylguanosine mRNA capping. The record is from RefSeq and is a predicted model, not a curated record. Gene Ontology annotation, molecular function: mRNA 5'-cap (guanine-N7-)-methyltransferase activity. The transcript has 10 exons.